UUUUAUGUCUGCGUCACACCGAGUGGCUCGGAGCAGCGCCGGGAGGCGGGGAUCAUGGCGUCUCCGGCGGCUUGACUCUCGGCGUCUGCGGGCGAUCGGGCUCGUCGCCGUGCGGGGGAGCGAGACACAGCCGCGAGCGGAGGGGAACCGAGGGGAACGGAGGGGAACGGAGGGGAACCGAGGGGACAUGCGGAGGGGACGCGCAUGGAGACAGACAGACGGAGCCACAGAGCGACAGACACGUCCACAGUGACGGAUUGAUUGACACACACACACACACACACACACACACACACGCGCGCGCAGAGUCGCACAGCCCCCGACACACAGAGAAACACACAAUUACAUGCAAAACCUGCAAACGGUAGUUUCCUCCAUCUGAAGAGCGCAGAGGAGUUCGCCUUCCAGGAUGAGGGGAUUAAGCGAGGGAGAUGACGUGUUGGCUCGCUGGAGCGAUGGACUGCUCUACCUGGGAAAUGUGAAAAGAGUGGAUGAGCUGAAACAUUGCUGCUUGGUUCGAUUUGAAGACAACUCGGAGUUCUGGGUCCUCAGAAAGGAUAUCCACUCUUUUUCUGCUGGAAUUGAGGGAGUUUGCUGUGUCUGUGAUGCUCCACCUCUCAAAGAGCCGCUCGUAAACUGUCACAAGUGUCGCCAUGGUUAUCACCCUCAGUGCCACACUCCAUCCAUUGAACUUGAAGCCUACUGCAACACCUGGAUAUGCAGACAGUGUGUUUUUGCAGUCACGACCAAGAGGGGAGGAGCCAUAAAGAGAGGUCGUUUUGCCCGCCUCAUGCAAAUCAUGAAGCUGAGAUUGACCUAUCAGCUGUCAGAUUUGGACUGGGAUCCUCAGCAUCUAACCAAUCAGCAGCAGUGCUACUGCUACUGCGCAGGUCCUGGAGAGUGGAACCUGAAGAUGCUGCAGUGCGGUGGUUGUGGUCAGUGGUUUCACGAGGCCUGUAUGCAGUGUUUGGCCAAACCGCUAUUGUACGGGGACAGGUUCUACCAGUUUGAGUGUUCAGUAUGUACAAAAGGACCGGAAACCAUUCAAAGACUGCCUAUGAGUUGGGUAGAUUUGGCUCACUUGGUGCUGUAUCACCUCUCCCUCUGCUGCAAGAGGAAAUAUUUUGAUUUCGACGAUGAAAUCCUGUCCUUCACCAAUGAAAACUGGGACUCUCUACUAUUAGGCAAGCUAUCAGACACACCCAGGCAAGACCGCUGCCAAAAUCUUCUUAACGCAUUGAACUCCCACAAAGACAGGUUUGUCUCUGGGAAAGAGAUCAAGAAGAAGAAGUGCCUAUUUGGUCUCCAGGUCCGUGCCCCUCCUCCACUGACCUCUGACCUGUCACCCAUCCUCACCAACCCGCCGAUCAGUAUCUCGCAGAGCAGAAGCCCUCUCUCAGUGCUGUGUCACAAAGGAACGGUGGAUUCGGAGCCACGGAAAACCAAGCGACGCAUCAAGGAGCCAGAGCCCCGCCCCAAAGUUGAUCAGACCAAUCAGAUCGAGCUGACGUCAUGGUGUCCGAUGAACGGAGCUAACCAUUACAGCUCAAGGAAAGCAGAGGAUGGGUUAGAACAAAGUGGAUCUCCCCCCAAGAGGAUGUUUGCGCUCUAUCACCCGUCCUGCAACGGCGCCCUGGCCCUCUCCAGGACUGUGAGCCACAACAGCUCAGAUGAACCUUGCAGUCUCCCGGCAUCCUGCCAGCCCUUCCCUCGAACGCCCGGCCACCAAGUGGCUCCGAAGACGGACCCGUGCUCCCCGUUCUUCCUGCGCGACGUGGUUUCCUGUCCCGACGGAGUCAGGGAAGAGGGGUCUACCCUGGACAGGGGCCUGGGGGGCGGGGAAGCCGUGAGGAUUUUGGCCAAACGCGUCACACCGGAAGGGAAACUGCAGUAUCUGGUGGAGUGGGGGAACGUGAGAGCGUACUGAGACGGAGAGAGAGGGGGAGAGAGAGCAGAGCAGAUGACCAGUCAGUUUGUUCUAACAGACUGUGAGAAGCUGACUCAAAGAUGUGGUGGGAGGAAAAUAAGGGAAGAUGGAUCAAAAUAGGGUCACAUGAAGGGUCACAGUGAUGGACAGUCUUGGCUCCGGCCAUGAGGACACAAGAGGAAGUACCAAACUCCACGAGGAUCUCGAGGCUCUUGGCCAAAUACAGGCUCCACCCAUCUAGAUUUGUCCUUAUUUGCUCGACUUCCUCUCGUCUUCCUUCAGAAUGUCAUAUCCAUCACGCUCCUCGCUGGUCUUAUCUUAUAUAAUUCUCCCUUCAGUCACUGCAGUACGAUCAAAAUAUUUUCAUGAUUCUUACUCACCUUCUUUUGUUAUGGUUCUUUAGGUUUUUAGCACUUAGUCAUUUGAUUACUGUGUUUCUAUUAAAUAAAUGAAAUGAUUAUGUUAUUGUUGGACAACAUUUUUACU
Messenger RNA from Scleropages formosus (Asian bonytongue), 2413 nucleotides. RefSeq names its product PHD finger protein 1-like. Gene Ontology annotation, molecular function: chromatin binding; DNA binding. The transcript is spliced from 15 exons. The record is from RefSeq and is a predicted model, not a curated record. The coding region runs from base 410 to 1927 and encodes 505 amino acids. Gene Ontology annotation, biological process: negative regulation of gene expression, epigenetic. Lineage: Eukaryota; Metazoa; Chordata; Actinopteri; Osteoglossiformes; Osteoglossidae. Gene Ontology annotation, cellular component: nucleus.